Molecule: messenger RNA, 5246 nt
Organism: Trachymyrmex septentrionalis
Lineage: Eukaryota; Metazoa; Arthropoda; Insecta; Hymenoptera; Formicidae
Product: receptor-type guanylate cyclase Gyc76C-like
Exons: 20
Coding region: 225-4508 (1427 amino acids)
Biological process (GO): receptor guanylyl cyclase signaling pathway; protein phosphorylation; cGMP biosynthetic process
Molecular function (GO): protein kinase activity; guanylate cyclase activity; ATP binding
Source: RefSeq, a predicted model, not a curated record
CCCCGCCCGCCAUAUUCAUCCAAGCGGUAUUGAAUUACCAUGCUGGACACAGCCACGAGUAACAGGUGGCUUGACGUCCAGGCUGAAAUCGCGAAGGGAAUAGAUUCGCAGCAAUAUGCUUACAACAUAGCAUUAAAACUUCGACCGUCUUCUUCCUGAGUCACUCUGCGAUGUUGUUUAGGUGAGCGGGAAGGAGGCGCCGCUGACCGGAGACGGCGGCGGCCAUGCACUCCGCCCCGCUCAAGCCGCUCCGACAACAACAACAGCUGCAACAAUUGCAGCAGCAGCAGCAUCACGACCGAGACAGAUUACGAGCCCUUCUGUUGCUGCUACUGCUGCUUGCUAGCAGUAUGGACUUUGUUAAAACGGAAGCGCCAGAGCAGCGAUCGGCAUUAAUGCGAUCAGGAGCUAUCCAUCGCAAAAAACUAUGGCCGGAAGAUACCGAUGUGUUCCCAGUGAAUUUGACCAUUGGGUAUCUUCCGGCUAUUAAGGGAGGCCUCAAGGACCGUCAGGGUCUCGCUAUUUCCGGGGCCAUAACCAUAGCUCUGAAUGAGAUCAACAACGAUCCAAAUAUUUUACCAAACAUAAAUCUGGUGAUGCGAUGGAGCGAUACGAGGGGAGAAACUGUCGAAGCUACCAGAGCAAUGCUUGACAUGAUCUGCGACGGGGUCGUAGCCUUCUUCGGACCAGAAGGCACUUGCUUCGUCGAGGCCACAGUCUCUGAGUCUCGCAAUAUACCCAUGAUGAGUUACAAAUGUUCAGAUUACAAGGCUUCGAAAGUGAAGACCUUCGUAAGGACCGAACCGCCGGACACGCAGGUAACUAAAUCGGUGAUCGCCCUACUGCUGCACUAUGGUUGGAACAAAUUCUCCAUUGUAACCGAGCGUGCCUGGUCAACGGUCGCUCGUUCACUUCAGCAACAGGCGGCUAAGAACAACCUUACCGUAAACCAUUACAAGACCGUUGAGGAUCGACACACAUGCUGCGAAGAGAGACUACCGUGCUGCCAAGUCAGCGUAUGGUUUCAGCUUAUACAGGAGACGAAAAAUAUGACCCGCAUUUACAUCUUCCUGGGAACGCCAAUGUCACUGAUAGAUAUGAUGAAUUCAAUGCAAGGCCAAAGAUUGCUGGACAACGGAGAGUAUAUGGUAAUAUACGUGGACAUGAUGACGUAUUCGCAACGUGAAGCACAGAAGUAUUUGUGGAAACCCGAUCACUACAAUAGUUUGAAAAAUUGUCUUGAGCCGAAGGAUUUUCUGAAGAGAGCACGUUCACUGAUGGUUGUAGUGUCGACACCGCCAACGAGCAAUUAUGAAGAAUUUACCAAAAAGGUCCGACACUACAGUACCAUAGAUCCCUUUAAUUUCCAUGUUCCUGAACUUCUCAAAAAGUUUGAAAAGUAUGUAUCCAUUUACGCGGCAUAUCUUUACGAUUCUGUCAAGCUAUACGCGGAAGCUUUAGACCAAUUAAUACGAGCUCAUCCGUACCAUUCUAUCGAGGAACUGGCCAAAAAUGGCACUCUUAUAGUCGAGACAAUUAUCAAAAGACAUACAUAUUACAGUGUGAGUGGAGCAAAAAUAAAUUUAGAUAAAUUUGGAGACUCGGAGGGAAACUUUUCAGUGCUUGCUUUGAAAAAAGAACCAUUCCAUACUGAUAAUUUCUCCUGUGAUUAUCAGAUGUUGCCUGUAGGUCAAUUCCAGCAGGGUGAAACUCUAGUGUAUAAAUCUUGGCCAGGCGCUAUAGAUUGGCCCGGUAAAAAUAAACCUGAAGCAGAACCUGGGUGUGGUUUUCUCAAUGAACAUUGUCCAAAAGAUGACACACAUCUUCGCAGCAUCAUUGUCGCUGCAGCAUUAGCUAUUUUAUUGUUUUGCGCCACAGUAGUUACUGUGAGCAUAUAUCGAAGAUGGAAAAUAGAACAGGAGAUAGAAGGAUUACUUUGGAAGAUUGAUCCGAAUGAAAUACAUGGUUAUCCCCAUCUUGAUAACAUGAUGUCCUCCCCUAGUAAGUUAAGUUUAGUUAGUGCAAUGUCCUAUGAGUCGAGAUGUGGCGGCCAAGUGUUUGCGCAAACUGGACAUUACCAUGGUGUAAUGGUACGGAUAAAGGAAUUAAAAUUCUCAAAGAAAAAAGACAUUUCACGGGAUAUUAUGAAGGAGAUGCGCAUUCUCCGUGAAAUUAGACAUGGUAAUCUCAACUCUUUCAUCGGAGCGUGCGUGGAGCCGAUGAGGAUAUUGUUAAUUACCGACUAUUGUGCCAAAGGAAGUCUUUAUGACAUAGUUGAAAACGAAGAUAUUAAAUUAGAUGAUAUGUUCAUUGCUUCCCUCAUUCACGAUCUUAUUAAGGGCAUGUCAUAUAUUCACGAAUCUUCGUUGUUAGUAUGUCAUGGGAAUUUAAAGUCGUCCAAUUGUGUUGUAACUUCACGUUGGGUACUUCAAGUAUCUGAUUUUGGUCUUCAUAAUAUGCGUCAUUGCGCCGAAUCUGACAGCAUCGGUGAACAUCAGUAUUAUCGAAACUUAUUUUGGAAAGCCCCCGAGCUAUUAAGAAACUCACAUGCUCCGAUUAAAGGCACUCAGGCAGGAGAUAUUUAUUCUUUCGCCAUUAUUCUAUAUGAAAUUCUUGGACGCAAAGGACCGUAUGGAAAUAUAAAUCUGGAACCCAAAGAAAUCAUAGAUCGAGUAAAAAGAUUUCCGGAAGAUGGUGAACCACCGUUUAGGCCCAAUUUAAACGUACUCUCCGAGUCGAAAGCAAAUUGUGCCGAUUAUGUCGUUAUCACUAUCAUGGACUGUUGGGCGGAAAAUCCAGAACUUCGACCAGAUAUCAAAAUGAUAAGGACUAGAUUGAAGAGAAUGAAAGCUGGAUGGCAUCGAAAUAUAAUGGAUCAAAUGAUGAAUAUGAUGGAGAAGUAUGCGAGCAACCUCGAAGAUCUAGUCACCCAGCGUACGGGACUUCUCUUGGAAGAAAAAAAGAAAACUGAAGAUCUUCUUCAUAGAAUGUUACCUAAGCCUGUCGCGAAUUGUUUGACAAACGGUAUUGGGGUAGAACCGGAAGCUUUUGAUUCAGUUACUAUAUACUUCAGUGAUAUCGUUGGUUUUACUACAAUGUCAGCUGAAAGUACACCAUUUCAGGUUGUAAAUUUCUUAAAUGAUCUGUAUACAUUGUUCGACCGUAUAAUCAGAGGAUACGAAGUGUACAAAGUAGAAACGAUUGGAGAUGCCUAUAUGGUCGUUUCCGGUCUUCCAAUAAGAAAUGGAGAUCAACAUGCUGGACAGAUAGCAUCGAUGUCGCUGGAAUUACUUAAUGCUGUUAAGCAUCAUACGAUAGCUCAUCGACCUCAAGAAACUCUCAAAUUACGUAUCGGCAUUCAUACCGGCCCUGUGGUAGCAGGUGUUGUCGGUUUGACGAUGCCUAGGUAUUGUUUAUUUGGAGACACCGUUAAUACUGCGUCUCGUAUGGAAUCUACUGGAGAGCCAUUACGAAUACAUAUCAGUAAGCAAUGCAAAGAAGCGCUAGAUAAGAUCGGAGGUUAUAAAAUCGAAGAACGUGGUUUCAUUGAAAUGAAAGGAAAAGGAACAGUGAAGACUUACUGGCUUACAGGAGCUACUGUGACACACAGAAAAAACAUAGAGAAUUCUAACGGGGAUGAAAAUCUCCUACCGCUGUUCUGCAGACCACGAAAAAGCCCGAAGUUAAGUCCAGACUCGCGAUACGCAUCACAACUAGAAGGAUUAGGCGCCGGUAGUCGCAGACAUUCAAGUGUACCAUAUCCAAUUGCAGAUGACUCUUCUUCGCAGUGUGAGAUAUCUAGUCCAGUUUCGCGAAUAAUAUAUGCUCGGAAGCUCGAGAGAUCUCUCCUGUCUCUGACUGAAAACGUCUCGAAGACCACGCUAAACAACGUUCCAGUUCAGGAAGAAGAAGAAGCACACAGGCGCUUAAAUAUCAAGUCGGUAGAUGAUCUAUUCAUAAAUACAGGACCAAAAUUUAGGAAGAACGCCCGUGCAUUAUCUACCAUCGCGUCCUCUUCGUCAAGUGACUAUCCAUCUGAAACUGUCUUACGCGAAUCCCGUUCACUUGACCCACUUCCCACUGAUAUGUAUAAUAAACGAUUCGAAUCGCCGAACUUCUGGAAGGAAAACGAAUGCACACGGAUUAAUUUAAAAGCGGACAUUUCUGAAAAAAUGCUAAAUAAUAAUUAUCCUAAUGGCAAUGUAAUAAUGAUGUCUCAUACUGACAGGCUCCCAAAUGAAGCAGAGCCACUGUUAGAUGACGAUAGUACGAACAAGAGAGAAAUACGGGAGAAGCGAUCACGCUCACUGGAUCAGGUGGUAUUCGAAUCUAGCACGGACAGUGUACCUGAUAAAAAGUCGUCUGCGCGAAAGUUAUUAGAAAUUCCACCUGUUUCAACUAUUAUCCAGAUGUUCAACGGUAAUGGAUUGCGCAACAGCAAUGUCUCUUUAAGAAGAGGAAUAUUAGCAGGGUAUGAUAAGCAAACCGAACGUGAAAGUGUAGUCUAAUAUGCAUUCGGGAAAAAAAAUUUUUUAAUACGAAAAGCCUAAGUAGCAAGAAAUAAAAUCACUCGUAAAAACUAUGCGCUUGCCACGCAUGAACUAUGUGGAACAUUAUUUUAGGAAUGAUAAGCAUGAUUUAUUGUUGCCAUCUUUUUUUCUUAAGUGCAAUUUAUAUGUAUAUGAAAGUUACCGAUUACAAUGUAUAUAUUUAUAAUAUUUAGUUAUUUUACAAUUCUUAUUAUUCUAAAAUGUGUGCAUCGAAGCGAAAAACAACUUUUACUUUAUACAGGACUGCUCUCCUGUUUUCUUUGUUAAGAUUUUUAAUUCGAAUGUAUGUAACACACGGAAACAGCAAAUUAUUUUUAAAAAUCAUGACCAAAGUACAUCACGGACACUUAAUUCAUCCGACAAUUUAUUUUGUUUAUUAGUAUGAAAAAGGAAUUCGGAUAGUAUCGCAUAUAAUCGAUGUCAGAAUGGUUUAGAUCUUUUUUUUUUUAUUUUGUAGGUAACUUUUAUAGUUUCUACAUGAAAAUUAUUUCUACAUGAAAAAGUAAUGUAAGUCGUCCGCGCGAAAAUUAUUAGAAAUUUCACCUGUUUCGACUAUUAUUUAGAUAUUCUUCAAUGGUAAUGACGUCUAUUAUUUAGAUAUUCAAUAAUAAUAUAUCGUUUAUACAACAUAAUAAAUCUGUAAAGAUUACCUUACGAAAAAUUUCUCAAUGUUUCAAUAUCGAUUAUAUAUAUAUA